This is a messenger RNA of Amoebophrya sp. A120, 2259 nucleotides long. NCBI's taxonomy places the organism in Eukaryota, Dinophyceae, Syndiniales, Amoebophryaceae. The record is from the annotation of a GenBank genome assembly.
CUUCACACUUUUUCUCCUAUUGUAGUUUUGUAUUCUCGUAGUCCAACAGUGCAAGCGCUAAGCAUUAAUUAUCUCAGUCGGCUUUGUUGAGUGGUUUCGUAUACAACUUCGCUCUCGCAACAAUAACGCACAAGCUGCAAAACACGAUCACACGAAGAUGCCACGAGGAAAUAGCAGCAAGUCGUCUGGAGCCUCCACGAAGGCUGCAGGCUCGCCCUCUUCCGGCUCUGUGUCGAACAAGGCCGCUGCCGGACCGUCGUAUGGGUCCCGGAAACCGGCCACCCCGCAGAACACAUCUGCUCCUCCGCCGCAGCCGGCGGCUCCAGCCGCUCCGGCCCCGGUGCAGGCACAGCCGGUACAGAUACUCCUGAUGCUGUAGUUGCUCAGAUGGUAAUAGAUAAGAAGGAAUGUUGCAGCUAUAUUUUCCGAAUGAAAGUGUGGUGUGUGGUAGAGAGAAGUUUCUAAGACCACAGGUUCUACUCUUGACGAGCACAAUCCCGUGCUCUCUACUCUCCAGCACUAUCACGUGCCAUCGUCGAUAUCAUCUGCGUACUGUUGAGUGAUCUAGAUCAUCUGACCUGAAACUGAACUCACCUCAGCCCGUCGCCGCAGCCCCUCCCCCAGCACCGCAGAUGCCGGCUGCUGCGCCCGCGCCCGCGGCCUCUAGUGGCGGAGGCAUGAUGAGUGGCCUCAUGGGAAGCAUGGCCAGUGGCAUGGCAAUAUGAAAAUUGAACGAGGAUGAAGUCGUUUGCAUGCUAAAUGGAAGGCCUGUGUGCAUUGCUUUGCAACUCGUAGGACGUGACGCGUCGAUCAUACCUUUGGCAGAUGAUUCUUCUCUUGAUACUGAUAAAGGCGAAUCAAUUUUGUUCUUGUAUUGUCGAAAUCGACAUCAGGAGCAAGCAAAGGAUCAUGCCGAUGUUGUUGCCUAGUGCAUUAUAUUCAAAAAGUAGAAACUUCAUCAACUGGUCCUCUUCAUAACAAACCGGGGUCGGGAUGUCCGUCGCCAAUCGUGCGGUGGAUUCCAUGCUCGGACCGCGGCAAACCGAAGUGGUGCACAAACACGGUAAUUUGCAAUUGACAAACUCUGCUUUCAAUUUAACAUUACAUGUUUGACAAGAAUUUCAGAAUGGGGCACGUCGGUACAACAUCUUCAUCCAAAUGACAUACAUACAACAGAGGACGCCCCGGCUCCGGCCGCAGCGGCACCACCUGCCUCGUCUGCAACGGUGAGUAAGUGUGUGGAUGAAGCGAAGUGGCUCGAGCAGUGCAUUAGCGACAAGGGAAUCUCGGAAUGCAACAAGUACCAGGACCUCCUGUCCAAUUGUAGAAUGGGUGCGUAGAAGGGAGGACAGGGAUAGCACUGGAAAAGCCUUUCUUUUCUCCCACCUUGGGUGUAGGUUGAAUGAGUGAGAACUUUUGGUAUGACAAUAUCUUCCUUGUAAAUACAACGCGCUUGUUUCUUAUGCGAUUCUGCUGUGGGACCAUGAAGGAUGGAUUGACCUCCUAUAAAUUGGCGUGGUCAUCUACUCGCUGCAAUCUUCCAAAAACAAAAGACGACAGUACUUAAGGAUUGAAAACUUUGGACAUCUUCUUUCUACAUUUGGUGAUGUCUUCUGUUUCAGGGGUAAUUUUUUCUUUCACUGCUCUACUGCUCGAUAGGUGGGACUCUCUUUCGUCUCUUCACAAAAUAUUUUCCGCCACCAAGUUUAUUUCUUCCCGCAAAAUUAAAAAGCGGUAGGACGCGUAACUGACCUCUACCUACCUACCAGCUAUUUUGCGCCCGCAGUCACGACACCUUUAACUCUGGUGCACCCGCACCGCAUCUAUACGUAGAAUUCGACAUAGAAACAAAUAGCAUUUUUUCAAAUGUAUUGGGUGGAACUUGUUAUUAUAUGAAACUCGUUGUCGACGCAGACGCACUGAAAAAUUUUGAAUUUGAUAAAACUGAACUACAACUUUUGAAUUCCUUAUAAGCAAAACUACAGAAAACGUUGUCUCAGAAAGGGUUUCUACGAUCGAUGAAUACAAGAAAAAAAGAUUGUAAAUCUGAACUUCUUUCACAGUUAUCUUAAAAAUGAGCAAGGCUGUGGUCUUUGAUAUUAAUAUCGAUUCAGAGAGAAAAUCAAGCGAAGCAACACACAUCAGACCACCAAAAACUGUUGCAGCUACAGCAAUACAAUGUUGAUAAACAAGCCACAGUGUGGCUUAAUCCUGGGGUAUGUUGUGGAUGAGUAUAAUCUUAUGAAUGUCGCACAGGAA